AUGGUGUCAUGGUAUCACCUGUGGAUGACAUAUGGGUCAUUAGUCAACAUUGUACUUGUUUAUGGUGUCAUAGUAACACCCAUGGAUGACAUAUCGGUCAUGGUUGUGAUGGUUUGUUAUUAUGGAAGCCAGUACUUCUUUGAAGAAGCAAUCAAGAAAUCAAAGGAAAUCGCUAACAGACAUGCCAUUGGAAGUGAUGGAGAAGGUAAUAGUCGACUUGGGAAAAAUUUCAACUAUCGAGAGUUUCAAGAUGAAGAGUGUAUGAAGUUAUUUUUCUUAGAAGCUGAUCAUGAAGGGAAAACGAUGCUUGAAGAAGCAUCUACAUUGGGACAUUUGGAUUCAACAUUUGUCAUGGGGAUGAUGCUGACGGCUUAA
Messenger RNA from Lactuca saligna, 375 nucleotides. The record is from the annotation of a GenBank genome assembly. NCBI's taxonomy places the organism in Eukaryota, Viridiplantae, Streptophyta, Magnoliopsida, Asterales, Asteraceae.